AUGCCUCCCGGUCGCGCGAAAUCAUGGAGCUGUUCUCGCAAGCGUGCUUCCGUGUUCGCCGUGCUCCCAGCAACGCAGGUGGCGCUCGUGGUGGCCGCGCUGUUGAGUCAUUCCGGAGCGUGGAUUGCGGUCGCGAGGGGUCAGACCAUCGCUCCAUCUCAAGGCACGUUCGCUUCGUCGCUCUCCGUGCUCCGCCGCGCCGCAUGGGGAGUCACAUUCAACCAAUGGCAGGAGGGGGGCGACUGUAGCCAGGCGGAUGGCCUCACAUGUGACAGUAACGGAAUGAUCAUGAGCAUGGCGCUGGAUGAGAUGGGGCUGUCAGGCUCGCUACCAACAUCCCUCGGAUCAUUUAUCAAUCUCUCCUACCUUGUUCUCGGCUUCAACCAACUCACCGGGUCGCUACUGCAAGGCCUCUCCACACUUUCUCGUCUCUCCCGGCUUGCACUCGGCAGUAACCGCUUCGCCGGUUCUCUCCCCGAUUGGAUUGGCGGCCUGUCCCUCAUGGAAACACUGGACGUCAGCAGGAAUAACUUAUCCGGCCUCAUCCCUUCCUCGAUCGGCACUCUCCUCAACCUCACCUUCCUAAAAAAGACCUCUAUCCCAUCCGUAGCCUUCUCCGCCCCAUUCUUGCUCCUUCUCUCCAUCUUGCCCCACUCUAUCACGCCCAUCACUGCUCUCCCAUCUAUCCCGCCCAUCACUGCUCUCCCAUCUAUCCCGCCCAUCACUGCUCUCCCAUCUAUCCCGCCCAUCACUGCUCUCCCAUCUGUCACGCCCAUGCAUGCAGGAGCCUCGAAGACCCCACUCUCCCACCCUUUGUCACUCCCUCAUCCCACGUGCAGUAACGUAGACAACACGUCGCUCGUCUGCCCCACUACCCCAGCCUCCUGUGAGGUGCCUCAGGACCCCCUAUCCGUCUUCUGUGUCGACUGCGCCACCUUCUGCUCCCAGUGCUCUGCUGCGGGUAAGCCUCUCUGCUUCCUGCCGCAGCUCAUGUCUCACUUACCUGUUUUGAAAAGUUUCAAGGACGCCAUUCAACCUUCCUCCUUCGGCUCGUGA
This is a messenger RNA of Closterium sp. NIES-65, 1056 nucleotides long. The record is from the annotation of a GenBank genome assembly. NCBI's taxonomy places the organism in Eukaryota, Viridiplantae, Streptophyta, Zygnematophyceae, Desmidiales, Closteriaceae.